CGACUGGAGGCAGAGUGCCGCUACUCCUCUUCCCCACGCCAACGGAGAAGCAGAAAACAAGGACCUGAGACCGAGGGUGUGUGCAUGAAUCUUCUCAUAUUAAAAAAAAUGAUUUCUACAAUCUAGAUCGACUCGACGCUUAAAGGAUUCUGGAGGAAAGUGUGAAAGACGGGUAGAAAUCAGACGGCUGUCCUGCGCGCUACAGCAUCCUCCCCUCUCCAUCUCUUUCUCAUCUUUCCUCCUUCUCUGCCUCUGCGCUUUUACAAGACUCCCGGCUCCCUCAUCCUGAAUUUCCCCAGUGACUGAUCACUUAUUGCAAGCCGUGAGCUGCCCUUUUUCUUUUGUCGGAGUUUGAACCACAUUUCCGAGCUGCUGGAAGUAUACCGCCAGAGCCCCUGAGAGCUGGCUGGACUCUGUAGCUUUCGUGUUCCCGACACAAGCGGAUCAUCGAGGGGACCUUGCGCGGAGUCAAAAAGACUGGAAAUUAUUUAUCCCUCUCACAUCAACAUACCGCAUGGUGGGAAUUUCUGACUCCUUUCAGUAUCGCACUGGGAAGCGCUCCACCAUGCCCGACUCACCUGCGGACGUCAAGACACAGUCCAGGUUGACCCCCCCUACCAUGCCGCCCCCACCCAGCACACAAGGAGCACCCCGCAACAGCUCCUACACCCCCACCACAUUAACCAAUGGCAGUAGCCACUCUCCUACGGCGCUCAACGGCGCUCCGUCACCUCCCAACGGCUACAGUAACGGUCCAAGCUCCUCCUCCUCAUCCUCGCUGGCCAACCAGCAGCUGCCACCAGCCUGCGGCGCCCGGCAGCUUAGUAAGCUCAAGCGUUUCCUCACAACCCUACAACAGUUUGGCAACGACAUUUCACCUGAAAUCGGCGAGCGGGUCCGCACGCUAGUGCUGGGACUAGUGAAUUCCACACUAACCAUCGAAGAAUUUCACUCCAAGCUCCAAGAAGCCACCAACUUCCCUCUGCGACCUUUUGUCAUACCCUUUCUGAAGGCCAACCUGCCACUCCUUCAGAGGGAACUCCUUCACUGUGCAAGGCUGGCGAAGCAGAACCCAGCACAGUACCUGGCCCAGCAUGAGCAGCUGCUCCUGGACACCAGCACCACCUCCCCAGUGGACUCCUCCGAACUCCUGCUGGAUGUCAACGAGAACGGCAAGAGAAGGACGCCAGACAGAACCAAAGAGAACGGCUUUGAGCGAGAUGGUGCCCUGCACCCAGAUGUUCACCCCAAUAAGCGGCCCUGCACCAUAAGCCCCGCCCAGCGCUUCAGCCCAUCCAAUGGGCUCUCCUACCAACCCAACGGCCUGCCUCACCCGGGCCCGCUCCCUCCGCAGCACUACAGGCUGGAUGACAUGGCCAUCGCCCAUCACUACCGGGACACCUACAGACACCCCGCCUCCAAUCAUCGGGAGAUCCGUGAGAGAGCCAGACCCAUUGGUAUGCAUACAGGGACCAGGCAGGAAGAAGUGAUUGACCACAGGCUGACAGACAGAGAGUGGGCUGAGGAGUGGAAGCACCUUGACCAUGUAAGAAAACUGCUGAACUGUAUCAUGGACAUGGUGGAGAAGACAAGGCGCUCGCUGACGGUACUGCGGCGGUGCCAGGAGGCCGAUCGUGAGGAGCUCAACUACUGGAUCCGACGAUACAGUGACGCUGAAGAGUUGAAAAAGGGUGCCGCUAGUGGGCAGUCAAGGCAACAGAGCCCCGCAGCACAGGACAACGCAACACCAGAAAUUCACAGGGAGCUGCUGCACCGGCCUGUCUCUGGCUACGUCCCAGAAGAGAUCUGGAAGAAAGCUGGUACGGGAGGCUUGACUUCCUCUGUCUCCACACUCUUUCCAGAGGAGGCAGUAAAUGAGGUGAAGCGACAGGCCAUGUCAGAGCUGCAGAAAGCCGUGUCGGAGGCAGAGCGUAAGGCUCAUGAGAUGAUCAGCAGUGAACGGGCCAAGAUGGAGCGUACGGUAGCUGAGGCCAAACGGCAGGCAGCCGAGGACGCGCUCUCCAUAAUCAACCAACAGGAGGACUCCAGCGAGAGCUGCUGGAACUGUGGUCGCAAGGCCAGUGAGACCUGCAGCGGUUGCAACACGGCACGCUACUGCGGCUCCUUCUGCCAGCAUAAGGACUGGGAGAAGCACCACCAUGUUUGCGGUCAGACCCUCCAGGCCCAGCAGCAGCAGGCCAGUCAGCAGCAGGGAGGCGUACCAGGGUCAGAGACCCCUGCUCCCAUCAGUUCCUCCGCCUGCACCCCAAGCAGCGGGACUGGGAGUCCGGCUGCUACCCCGCCUGCUGCUACCCCUCGCUCAUCCACCCCAAGCACCCCGUCCUCCUCUGCCCUGGAUGGCACACCGCGCUAAGAGACUAACAUGGAGGAUGAGGGCAAAGGCCUCCGGGGCGUAACAGCCAGCCCUCGACCCCACAAACAGCAUGACUGUCUACAUUGCCUUGCAAAGAUACUAAGCUAACGUGGCUAACAGAAAGAGAUGGCAAUGCUUCUGUCUAUCUUGCAGCGUAGUCAUAGAAAGAGGAGGAGGAGGUCCAUAAUCAGGUCAUAUUGACUUGCCAUGACUUUAAAGAAACACAAAGAUAUUCUUUGUUUUGAAUGAAUGAAUUUAAAUAUUGACAUCCUUUUAUCGUUACACUUGCUAUUCUCGUUGUCCGUUUGUCGUUGUGCCUGUUGUUGUUAAUGUUGUUGUCAUUGUAGCUUAUCUUAUUUUUUCUUGUAAAUAUAAAGAGACUGAGCAGAGAUAGCCGUGAACUCGAGACAAGUAUAUCUGACCUCCCCUUUUUAAAACGUUUUUAUUUCCCAUCCUUGAAUUAAUGCUUAUUUCCUUCCUGUACCUUGGACACGAGACUAGUUGACCUCAAGAAAACAUUUUACCAAACAACAUACCAAGGGAACAUAACUAGCUAGCAGAAAGACUGACAUCAUCAAUAUUCUUUGUAAAGAAAGAUAUCAGAUUUAAAUACCCUGAACGAGAUGACGGAUGGAUAGAUAAAUAAGUUUUCUGCCUGGAGAGGGGAGAGGAAUGGACUGAAUCUCUGGCCCACAGACCGACUGCCAUGAAAUGGGCAGAUGUGCAGCAGAUUGCAAGCAGAGCCAGCUGUUCAACCAAUGUUAUUUCCCUCUCACUUGUAAUAAUAUCCAGGUCAGUGGGCUGGGAAAUACAAAUCCAUCUCCCUGAAGGAUGUAAAAGGAAGAAUUCUUGGACAAGAUACAAAACUUUGCCCACUGCACAUGUGGAGUAUGUACUGGCUACAAUUCACACAUGCAUGCUUGGUGGGUCACAGAAGCUAUCAAACAGGAAGUGAAGUCAUCAUCCCCACUGGUGAGACUGUCAAAUCACCAGGACAGCAGCCGUUGGGUCACUCAGAGCUGAAACCUACAGUAUGGAGAACUCAGUAGGAAGCUCAUUCUGCGCCCCAUCCUGUCUCAACUCUGACAAACAUUUUCAUCUUUCUUCAUGUUCUUAUUCUUUUUCUGUAGAUGUCAUGGUGUUAAAGACUUCUGUCCUGUGAUGUCACCAAUGGUUAUUUAUUGUAUAUGUGUUGGACAAUUGUGACAAUGCAUAGUACUUCAACCAGUCACAACUCUAAGUCCUUCAUAACUCUCUCUCUCUCUUUCUCUCUCUAGCUGGUGCAAAAAGAGAUAAAAAAAAAAGAAGUUAUCAUUUUUCCAAGCUGCUUUUCUAUUCUGUGUGUAAGUGGUAGAUCACCCGUAGUUCUAUAAGUUUUACUUCCCUUCGUCCUCAAGAAAAGACACAAGCUAUAUCUCAGAGCUGCUACUUGAGUCCGACCCAGAUCUUUUCUGAGAACUAGCAUGUUGCGCGGAAUGCUAACCUAAAUGUUUUGUACAAGGGACAUACAUAAAUGUAUUUGCACUGUCACAGAGGUUAUUUCGGCAUGCUUCUUUUCAGCAUACUUGUGUUGUCAGUAUAGAGCCAUAAUUCAUCAACCAUUUUGUAUGUAGUGAUAGCAUUAUCUGUUUUAACAUUUUUGGGGGUGGGGGGGUUGGAAAAAUGUAAAAUCACCAAACCCACUUACUUUUUUUUUUCUUUUCAACAUGCUAGCAAAAGCGGCCAUAACAUUUUUUUAGUAGUUGCAGACAGUGCAUGCACAUUACUGAACGUUUGUUAAAUAUUUGUUAUUUUUUAGAAAAACUGAAAAACAACCAAAAAAAAACUAAAAAAAAAAAAAAAGAAAAUAUUCUAACAAACUAACUUUCCAAAUGCAGAGGUGUAGACUCCGAUUGACAGCUUUAACACUGCAAAGCACCAGGUAACACACAGUAUUAACACAAGUGAUAAACAAAAAAACACCAAAAACAGCCAAAGACUGACACCAAGGACCAAAAUCCUGAUUUAAACAAUUUUCAAAAGAGGUUUAUUCUCACAAACAUUUGGUUAUUUAUUUCUGUGGUUUUGUUCACGCAUUCAUGGAACAAACCAAUUUAAAUGUCAUAAAAGUCAUUUAUUUUAAUCUGUUCUGGAAGGAGCAAAACCAGUGGCACUCAUCUUGCAUUGUGAAAUGAGAAGGUGUGAAUUAAACACAACGAACAUUUCACAGCAGUGUUACAUUUGAACUGGAGCAAUAAUAACCAAUGAGACAUGAACACUGAUAACUUCUGUAAGCAUUUUCAAAGAAAUUUUUGAGAUAUUUUCAAAGAUUUUAUUCUUGUUUGCGCAUUUUCUCAUUACACCAAUGUUGGAUUUAGUGCCCAUUUCAGCUUUAAGCAGUUAAGUUUUUGAUUCUUAAAGAGGUGAAUGUGAGACUGGGCUUUCACACCAAUGCCAUUUUGCAGUUGUUUUAUAUUUAUUUAUAUCAGUGUAUGUCAUUUUUUUUCUUUUGGCACAAAUAAAUCAGUCGCAGCUUUGUUGUAAACCUUCAAUGUAAAUCAAACAAACCUCUCAUUCGCAGUAAGAGAGCACUUACCCUGACGCACACAAAGGCUCUUCACCCCAAACACCCAAACACCUUGGUGCUACACAGAAGCGCGUUACAAAUUCUGACCUCAAGGAACGAGUGGAGGCCCACAAAGGUUCUGGGCAGUUUGCUCCCUCUGUACUUCCUCAUCCCUCUUGUCUAAAUAAAAAAACACACCUGCAUUCUUGACUCUAAAGGGUUAAACAAUCCAAAAAGGUGUCUGACACCCUACUAGCGACUCCUCAGAAGCUGUGAAGAAACAGCCAAGCUGUUUUUAGUGUAUUUGAAAGUAUACAACAAAUAACAUGUGUGUUCAUCAUUAUCAGGGCAAACCUGGCUUAAAAAAAAAGAAAAAAAAUACUAAGACAAACAUUAUCGCUCAAUAAUUCUUUGAGAAGCUCUAUUUUUUUCUUUCUUCCCUCCUCUAUGUGUGUUUUGCUACAAAUUCCUCGGUGGCAAACAAGUCUCACUCUACCUCUUACAGCACGAUAAGAGCAUCAGUCGCGGCGCUGAUACUGGUCUAGUCGAAACCAAAUGGGCACAAGAGAACAGGAAAAUAAAAAAUCCAAAGUCGAAGCUCAUACAGCUGCAAAACCAUAUCACUACUUGGUAACAAUGCAGACCUCAUAAAUAAAUGAAACAUAAAUGAAUAGAAAUGAGAAAAAAAAAACUGAAAAAAACUUUUGUUAUGUUCCUUUAUGCCUGUGGCGUUUCUAGAGUGCAUCAAGAGUUUGAAUUGUUUGAACAGAUUUUAAAAAUUGUGCUAAUUUUAAAGAAAAGUGUUGUCGAUUCCUCUUUCGAUGAUACAAGCUAAGGUCACAGAUAAAGAAAUGUUGUUUCUCUCUUGCUCUUUUUUCUCCCUUGUUCCCCCUCAACCUUUUUCUCGUCUUCUCUUCUCUGUUGUGAAGACAUGCUAAAGUGCUUGUCGACUUGUCAGCUGGGAUCAAUUCAAAAGGGUGGAUAUACAAAAGGCAAAGCUUGUAAAAAACUAAAAACACUUAAGGCUAUGAAUUUAGGCAUGCCUGUUUUUCACAAUAGGGGGAAAUGUUAUUUCAAUUUCCUACUUAUCAACAAACAUUGGAGAGGUAUGUGGGGCCAACAGUGAAUAGCAAAGGCCGUAGCAUUAUUCUGGGGGAGUGAGUUGAUCUUCGGGGGUGGGAGGGGUUUUUUUGCGUUCUCUUGAGAAAAUUUAUUGUGAAAAAAAGAGCUCAAAUGAUUUGAAGUUGUUGUGCAAUACUUAAUUGAGACAUGAAAACCACAGGUUAGUGGUAGGCUGACACUGGGCGGUCUUUCCAUCGCUUAGAGUCAGUGUCCUCUAGAGAGCUUUCCAGUCUACUAUGUCAGAACUGUGGUUUCUUGUUGAUUUUAUUUCUUUUAUUUCUUUAUUUUUAAUUCUUUUGGGGCUGUAAACUAUGGUCUGUCAGUCUGUGAAACUUUGCAGUAUAAUUCUGGUAUUGUUGUUCU
Thunnus maccoyii (southern bluefin tuna) is the source of this 6404-nucleotide messenger RNA. RefSeq names its product RUNX1 partner transcriptional co-repressor 1 (gene runx1t1). NCBI's taxonomy places the organism in Eukaryota, Metazoa, Chordata, Actinopteri, Scombriformes, Scombridae. The record is from RefSeq and is a predicted model, not a curated record. Gene Ontology annotation, biological process: negative regulation of DNA-templated transcription; DNA-templated transcription. The transcript is spliced from 11 exons. Gene Ontology annotation, molecular function: transcription corepressor activity. Gene Ontology annotation, cellular component: nucleus. Bases 515 to 2374 code for a protein of 619 amino acids.